GGAAAACGCUGUUUGUUCUGGACGGAGAACUGCACCCAGAUAAGUUAGAAGUAGUUCAUGCAGCGCGUUGAAACAUUAUGUUUUUAUCUGCAACAAAACGUUAUUCUGAUUAAACUACGGAGCUUAGUCCAGUCAACAGUUAUUCAACUGCUGGGACGAUCCGCUGAAAAACUAACGUUUCCGUUAGUCGACUCGACAGGAAGGAAUGCUAACUUAGCACUGACGUGAACGUUAGCAGCGAUCCGCCAACGGUCAGCGAACACACCAACGGCCAGCAGAGGACGGUUAUGACUGCCGUUACAUGGGUUUUGUUCAGCUGGCGUUCCGGUAAACGUUAGCUCGCUCGCAGCUUCGCCUAGGUAACGGUUAGUACCGUCUUCGUGACGCUAGCUGAGCUGAGUUAUCGUUGGGGGGGUUGGGAGACAUAUUGGUCCAAACUGGCUCAGCUGUCUCCUCCACACAGUUGACGUGUCCCUUUUGAAAUGAAGUGGGAUAACCCAGCUGCGAUGGUGCACGCGCCACUGCUGGUGACCUUUAACUGGGAGUGACGGUGUUCACUCCGUUGUUUGUCAUCCUGACCUCUCGCUUACUGAAGCGAGGAGACACGAAGUUCACAGCUCGAGACUGCCUGUAGCGAGACCGUGUGUCCAUGUCGUGUCCUCCACUGUCUUAUUCAGCAGCAGCAGCCACGUUGAACCGCUGACGGUGAGACAGCGGGGUCCAGCAUGAAGGCCCUCGGAUCCAGAGUCUCCUUCUGCGUGGGGUUCGUGGUGGGAACCUUCACCCUGUACGUGUUUCUGCGGGAGGUGUGUUUUGAGAGGACGCAGUCAGCACCGCAGGCCAGCAGCCUCGAGAAACCCCACGAGCACCAGCACGAGCUCGAGGAAGAGAGCCAAGUGUGGAAGAAGGAGAGGUCUGCUCUGUUCAACCUGAGGCACCCUCAUCAUACAGGUGAGGAUAGCGCCAUGGCUGAUGAACUAUACAAAAAGGUGCGUAUUCUUUGCUGGGUGAUGACUGGACCCAACAACCUGGAGAAGAAGGCUCGGCAUGUGAAGUCUACUUGGAGUCGCCACUGCAAUAUUGUGGUCUUCAUGAGCUCUGUGGAUGACCCUGACUUCCCCACGGUGGGCUUAGGCACAAAGGAGGGUCGAGACCAGCUGUACUGGAAAACAAUCCGGGCCUUCCAUUAUGUUUACGAGCACCACGGCAACGAGGCGGACUGGUUCCUAAAGGCAGACGACGACACCUUUGUAAUUGUAGACAACCUGCGUUGGAUUCUUUCAAACCACACGCCGGAGGAGCCGAUUUACUUUGGCCGAAGGUUCAAGCCCUACACCAAGCAGGGCUACAUGAGUGGCGGUGCGGGCUAUGUGUUGAGCAGAGAGGCUCUGCGGCGAUAUGUAGAAGGAUUUAAAAGCAAAAUUUGCACUCACACUACCUCUGUAGAGGACCUCGCAAUGGGGCAGUGCAUGGAGAAAGUUGGAGUCCUGGCAGGAGACUCCAGAGACACUAUGCACAGGGAGACAUUUCACCCAUUUGUCCCCGAGCAGCAUCUCACUUCCAAGUUUCCCAAGAGCUUCUGGUAUUGGAGCUACUGCUACUACCCAAUCUCAGAGGGACCAAACUGCUGCUCGGACGUGUCUGUGUCAUUCCACUACGUCGAUGCUUUACACAUGUAUUUAUUGGAGUACUACACGUAUCACCUGCGUGCCUUUGGCUACAGAUAUCGUUACCAGCCACCUGUCCCGCUAGGGUACAAUAUUGACCAGUCAAGUUCCCUGGAUGCUGCAGAAGGAAAAAAAGAGAUUAGUUCUCAAGAGAAAGGGCAGGAAAAGGGGGAUGAUCCAUCCAGGAUUGACAAGGGGCAGGAAAUAGAUCCCCCUCCUGCUGCUGGUAAGGAUGCUCCUGCUGUUCCAGCAGGCAAAUAACAGUUGGACUGUGUGAGUGCGUGAAGGAAGCUGCUGGUGUGAAUCGCAACUGCAAGACAGGUCUUAAGGCUAAGAGGUGAUUUAUGACUUACACUUACCUUUUUUUAGGUUGUUUUACAGCUGAACAUCUUUAGAAGUUAGCAAAGCUUGCUGUUACCUGCACUCAUUUGUUAAUUAACUAAAGCACCUUUUUAAUCCAUAUGAACCUAGUAUGUUCCACAGCCAGUUUAGUUACAUUUCCCCAAAAUUUUUAUCUGUUUCUUGACUGUUGCAAAUCCAUCGAAACAACCUGACCUAUCACUCUCUACAGCGAGGUAGCUCGUGGUUUGCUUGCCUUGUUUGACCUACUUUCACACAAAUGACUAGAUGCCUUGGUAGCCAAUGUGACCCAAAUAGAUGUCAAGAGCUGAUCAGACGGAGCAGCAGUUGGACAACAUUUUUCAAAUUGAAUUUAAAUCAAAGUGCCUCACCUUGCCCAUUAAUCCAACACCCCUUUGUCUAUAGUGAUUCAGGUAUUUCAUUCGAACAUACUGCGGAUAACCAGACUGCAUUCAGAAGCAUGUUCAUGAUACAGGCAUGUGUAAAGUUAUGUACACCAUCUGUGGAGGACUUACUCCCUUUUCAUUUGAUUGUAUGCAGCAGUGUCUCGGAGAAGAUUGAUUUCAUAUGAAAUUAAGUCUUAUAUUUGUCUCAAAUUGUUUUAUUAACACGACUAGGGCUACAACUUUCCAUUAUUAUUAUUAUUAAUUAAUAAUUAAUUUCUCAACUUACUAAUUGUUUGGCCCAGAAAAUGGUGAAAAAUGCCUGUCAAGAUUUUCUAAAGUCUUCAAAUAAUGUUUUAUGACCAACAAUGGAAAAACACAUAAAUGAUCAAUUUAUUACUUAUAAGACAAAGAGAAGCUGCACAUCCUCUUAAGAAAAAUGUUAUGUUUGAAUGGUUGAGUAAAGGCUUUAUCAAUUAUUGUAUUAGCAAAGUACUCAUAGCUUUCAGCUGCAUAAAUGUCAUUGUGAGAGUGAAGGCUGUUUCAGCUGUGAUCUUGCAGCCUUAGUGAAAUAUUAUGUGACUAGAAAAAGACAAAUACUUCAUACUCAUUCCUUUCCCAAAACUAGGUCUUAACCCCCCCCCCCCCCUACACAAAAUACAGAUAUGAAGUUAAUUUUGACAGGUAACCAUUGUUUGGAUGAAUUCAUAUCUCUCCUGGAAUUAGACAUACAUUGAUGUGAGCAUGAUGCUUUUACAUUAAAAGUGUUAUAAGUAAAAAAUUAUACCUACCUGUGCUUCCUGAAACCGGCACUGGAUACGCACACACUUCAGAUUUCCCCUCAUCUCUCCCAUCAGCUUGUGCCUUGUCAAUUUGAGAUUGUAUGAUUCAUCAGCUGCACACAUGACUUUGCACUGUGACAUUACCAUGAUGAGAGUGAAGCUUUCAGAUGGAGUACAAUUUUAUUGAAUCCUUCCAAUGUAAUGAGAAUGGCCAUUGAGAAAGCCAGCGGAUGACUUGUUAAUGUCAGCGUUUUUGAAAGAGCAAGACUUUUUCUCUUGUAUAAUUUUAAUUUCUACAACGUGGUUUGAUUCUUAAAUUCUGGGUGGGCCAGACCUUUCGUUUUGUAGUUAGUUCAUUGUGCAUAUUCAAAAGUAUUCAUAACAGUUCCUUUAUUACUUUGCAACCAAACAAAGAAUACAUUUUGUGGGUGAUUAAGUAAUUACCAAAUAAAGAAACUGGCUUCAGGAAUCAGGCAGGAUUCAGUCAGACAACAACAGAUUUGUUGUUUAAGUGAAAAUUCAAUGCACUUUUGAGGGUUUGUAAUUGCUGUUUAUAUUUUUAACCACUUAAACCUCUUGUUCUCUUUCAAGGUAAAACAUGUAUGAGGUAAUGGCUUUUGUACGUGUUUACACUCAGUUUCAUUCUGUACAUGAACACAGAGCAUGUUCAGUUUGUUUACUUUUUAUUAAAAUGGAAAAAUCCAGUUUCAACCAAAUCAGCAUGUUUUACACAAUUGCUUCCUUUGAAAUUCAUUUUAAUUUGUACAACAUUUCAGUAGCAAAGGACUUUGGUGCAGAUUCUUACUAUCAGUUUUGGUUUCUGAUGCCAGUGAUGCCACACAUCCAGUCCUCGACAAUCUACUCCAACAUUCAAAUUUGAUCUAAGGGAAACAUGUACAGUGCUGUAUUUAUAUUUGAAAUGUAUUUAUGUUGAUGUUGACGUCUAAAUUGGGUCAAUACACUUUAUUGUGUAAAUUAAUUUUGUGUGACCACCACAUGUGAUCAGUGUGCAGGAUCGUUUUCAGUGAAUGGAUCUUUAUUCACUAUAAAUAA
Molecule: messenger RNA, 4245 nt
Organism: Anoplopoma fimbria (sablefish)
Lineage: Eukaryota; Metazoa; Chordata; Actinopteri; Perciformes; Anoplopomatidae
Gene: c1galt1lb
Product: core 1 synthase, glycoprotein-N-acetylgalactosamine 3-beta-galactosyltransferase 1, like b
Exons: 3
Coding region: 726-1928 (400 amino acids)
Cellular component (GO): membrane
Molecular function (GO): N-acetylgalactosaminide beta-1,3-galactosyltransferase activity
Source: RefSeq, a predicted model, not a curated record